AUGAUCCAAUCCUCACUUUCAGAGUUCUUUGACGCCCCCACCCUUUUUUACCCAGAGGCUGAAAAAGAUAAAAUAGUAAUUCGCUAUUCCGGCGAAAAAUACUUGACCGACAUCCCAACACUGGAUGAUAUAGUUGCAGGGAACGAUGAGGGAUUAACCUCAAACCUCAAUGAUGCUCUAUCCAGUUGCGAAAAAAUUCCAUUCAUGGCUAUUGAUAGUGAAGGGUCAACAGAAAAGAUAAAAGGAAUGUACCGCUAUGUAUUGCGUCUUUAUGGUCGCCUUAUUAAUGGUCAAAAGGCACUGGUAACUCUUAUAGGAAUUCAGGUUUUCUUUGACAUUCUCGUACCAGACAGAGAGACUCCAGAUGAAUCUCUCUUACGGGAUCGUACUCUUGUCCUUACAUGGGAUAUAGAAACGCAAUCACAAGAGUUGGGUGAAUUUGCCGAAGUCCUUAAUCUGAAACAAAAUGUCUUUAUGAUUUGCAUGACACUGCAUUGGAAAGAUGAUCCAAAACCGAUAAAGCAAAUAUGUCUUGUAGACAUUGAGACAGAACCAGAUCCACGCUGGACCACAAUCGUAUGUGGAAACCAAGAAAAUCUGCUAAAGGCAUUCGCUCUCUGCUGGCGAGCAUUUGCCCCUGACAUCCAAGUUGGGUUUAACGAUUCAGACUACGAUUGGCGGUUCAUUAUGGAAAGAGCCUUUCAUCUCAACAUUCUCGAAUGGAUGUGGGAGCGGAUGACAGGAAGCUUUAAAUCGUCUGAAGAAAUAAUAAAGUGGAAUUAUCGUGGAAAGAUAGGAGCGAAAUCUGAAAAUACUUUUAAGAAGAAAGAAAAGAAAAAGAAUAAUGAGAACACAGAUAGUGAAAAUUCUUUCCACAUUCUUGAGAACGGAGAGGAGGAUACGGAAGUCAAAGAAUUUCUGGGCAGUCCGAUUAAGAUCAAAAUUUCUGCGAAAGAUAAUUUCUUUUCCAGCUUCCUUAAACUGCCAGGAUGUGUACCAAUUGACGUUAGAGUUUCUCUCAAAAAGCGUUAUCCUCGUUCUGAAGUCGAAAAGGAAGGCUCACUUAAAUUCUUCUUACAAAAAUGCGGUCUUGACGCUAAAGCUGACAUGCCAUACGAUAAAUUGUGGAAAACAUAUUCAGAGGCGAAAAGGGACCCGUCCCCAUCAACUGCAAGGAAAAUGCGGGAAGUAGCAUAUUACUGUAUUAUAGAUGCACUGCGUUGCCAGGAGCUUUUGGUAAAGCUAAGUCAAAUAAAUGAAUACAGAGAAGUCGCUUCUAUAGCUUAUGUAUCUUUAUUCGACACACACUAUCGCGCAAAUGGAAUGAAGGUACGAAACAUUCUAGGCGCUUAUGCUUUUAAACGUGAUAUGAUAUUUAAAGCAAGGAUUCCUGAAAAGGUGGAAAAGGGUAAGUAUCCCGGUGCAAAUGUUUUUCCACCUAAAAAAGGUAUCGAGACGAAAAGGCCAGUAACGGGAUUAGAUUUUAAAUCUUUAUAUCCAAGCCUUAUUAUGGCCUAUAACCUCUCUCCAGAAAAAUUUAUAUUUAAUCCAGAGGAGGCUGUCAUUAUAAAAAAGAAUGGGAACAGUUUACACGAGAUUAGCUUUCCAUUCAAUAAGCGCACUAUUCAAGCUUGGUGCGUAAGACAUGAUAAUCGAUCUGAGAAGAAAGGUUUAUACCCGGCCGUAUUAGAGGAAUUAUCUGCGAUGAGACAAGAACUUAAAGCGCAACUUGCCUCAUUAGGAAAGAAGAAGGAUCAACUUGGAAAGAUAAUAAGUUCGGUGAAAGAAAAGGGUAAAAGAAUUCCUGAGAAGUUAGAUUUAGAAUAUAAAUCUCUUUGCUUCGAAUAUGACUGCUUGAAUUCAAAGCAGAAAGCUGUCAAGCUAUUUAUGAAUACCUUUUAUGGAGAGGCUGGAAACCCAUUAUCUUCAAUCUUUCUCCGUGCAUUGGCCGGAGGAACCACUUCCGCUGGUAAAUACAAUAUCAAAAUUGUUGCAGAAUACGUGGAAAAGAAAGGCUUUGGAAUCAAAUAUGGGGAUACUGAUUCUUUGUAUCUUACCUGUCCAGAUAAGUAUUUUGAAAAAUGCGAUGAAGCCUUCUCUAGAAAAGAACUAUCCAAAGAAGCGAUAAAAAGUGGGACCUCUUAUCUAAAGAUGGCUUACGAAGAGGUAUUAUUUCCUGUCUGCUUUACUGGCAAAAAGAAGUACUUUGGAGUCGGGCAUGAAGUUGUAGUAAACUUUAAGCUGAAAAACCUUUUCAUGAAAGGGAUAGAAACUGUAAAGCAAGGUAAAUCCCAGCUUCUCAAAUUCAUCGGAGAGAAAAUUAUGAGAGAGGGUAUGGAUAUUAAUAAUACACGCUCAAUUCACGAUAUUGUUGAAGAUACUCUUAGAGAAGCCCAGAACAAGGAAUGGGAUUUCAAUGAUUUUAUCGUAAUGGGUACAUGGAAGCCUAAGAAAAAUAAUCUCUGCAACAAUCGCUUUAUGAAACGUAUGAGAGAGAGAAAUGAGAGGAUUCCUGAUCCCGGCGAACGCUUUAGCUAUGUUGUUGUGAAGGGUUCCCGCCUUCGUAGUGAGGAAGGCCGGUUAAUACCAUAUAGAGUUGGGGAUUAUAUGGAGUAUGCGGGUAUAGCAAAAGAGAAAAAGAUGGAAAUAGAUAUCAAUUAUUAUUUAGGCACUACGGUUGGAAUGUGCGCACGCUUUAUCAAUGAGGAUGAUAGAUACCAACCACCACCUUCACAUAAAAUUAUGCAACUUAAAUAUUCAGAUGAAAAGGAAAAGCAGACCAACAAAUAUUCCCAGGAUGAGGCAACAAAAUGGCUUAAAAAAUAUAUAAAAGGCUUACAAUGA
Messenger RNA from Rhizophagus irregularis DAOM 181602=DAOM 197198, 2844 nucleotides. RefSeq lists its product as uncharacterized. The record is from RefSeq and is a predicted model, not a curated record. Lineage: Eukaryota; Fungi; Glomeromycota; Glomeromycetes; Glomerales; Glomeraceae.